GUGUUAUGAGAUGAAAUGAUGUUGUGUGUUUCUGACCAAUCACAGUGCCAGCAGACAUGGUACCACGAAGGCUCCGCCCACCUGAAGGACGCUCGCCUCUGGUUGGCCAAAUACUCUCUGCCCCGGGCAAUGAGGCGCCUGGAGGCUGCACGCGCUCAGAGGGAGGUUGCUGAGGCAACCAGGGCGGUCCGGCAACAAGAGAUGCACAAGAGCCUGAGGAAUCUGAACAACUUCUGCAGUCAAAUCGGAGACGAUCGACCAAUCAGCUUCUGCCACUUCAGCCCUGACUCCAAGAUGCUGGCCACGGCCUCCUGGAGCGGUCUGUGUAAGCUGUGGUCCGUCCCCGACUGCAGUCUGAUCCGAACUCUCAGAGGACACAACACCAACGUUGGCGCCAUAGUCUUCCGCCCACAGGCCGGAGUUUCUCUCGACCAAUCAGACGUCAGCUUGGCCUCGUGUGCCGCCGACGGCUCGGUGAAGCUGUGGAACCUCCUGAGUGAUGAGCCGGUUGCUGACAUCGAGGGUCACAGUGAGCGAGUGUCCCGAGUGUCCUGGCAUCCGUCAGGGAGGUUCCUGGGAACCAGCAGGUACUUAUUGUUGUGUCUCCGCCCCCAGGCCCUGGGUUCCCAUGGUAACAGCGCGGUGGAGGUGGACCGGGACACGGUGGAGCGAAUGAGUCACAUCCAGGCCAGUUACCGCGGUAACCGGGAGGCGGUGCUCGGGGAGCUGCUGCGCCGCGUCUGCGACAUCCAACCCGAGUUCCACGCCAACUACCGCGUGGCGGGGUAAAGGGGCGGGGCCAGACCCGGGGGCGGGGCCUAACAGGACACGUUAGCAACAUUAGCUUCGUUAGCUUGAAUCACAGCCAAAAAGAUAUGGAAAAAGUGUUUUAUUUUGAAGGAUUGAAGCUCGUCACUUCCUGUUUGGCCGACGUUCCUAAAUGUUGUUACUGUGUUGAUGUUUACGAAGUAUUUAUAUUAAUAUCACUUAAUUUCUUUAAAUUCCUGAAUCUAACAAAAUAAAAGCCUCUGGAGAGGAAAUCAGCCAAUCAGAAACCAGCCUAAAGUCUAACUAAAGAAGAAAUUAAUCUAACUGAAGCUGAUUGGCUGUUUUCUCUGAACUGUCCUCCAAUCAGGAGGCACAGUUUAACUCUGCACUCACCUGAUUGGCUGGAGGGUGGCAGAAGGCUUUUAUUGUGAAACUCCUGUGCAUUUCCUUUUUGAUUGUUUCCUGUGUGUGACCAUGUGACUUCCUGUUGCUGUUUGUGAUGAAAUAAUAAACUGAGUGUUGAUUGGCUGAAACUGA
Molecule: messenger RNA, 1305 nt
Organism: Etheostoma cragini (Arkansas darter)
Lineage: Eukaryota; Metazoa; Chordata; Actinopteri; Perciformes; Percidae
Gene: prpf4
Product: PRP4 pre-mRNA processing factor 4 homolog (yeast)
Exons: 7
Coding region: 16-789 (257 amino acids)
Biological process (GO): mRNA splicing, via spliceosome
Cellular component (GO): U4/U6 x U5 tri-snRNP complex
Molecular function (GO): protein binding; U6 snRNA binding; U4 snRNA binding
Source: RefSeq, a predicted model, not a curated record